Molecule: messenger RNA, 5144 nt
Organism: Cornus florida
Lineage: Eukaryota; Viridiplantae; Streptophyta; Magnoliopsida; Cornales; Cornaceae
Product: DNA polymerase alpha catalytic subunit
Exons: 31
Coding region: 231-4877 (1548 amino acids)
Biological process (GO): mitotic DNA replication initiation; DNA replication; leading strand elongation
Cellular component (GO): alpha DNA polymerase:primase complex
Molecular function (GO): DNA replication origin binding; chromatin binding; single-stranded DNA binding
Source: RefSeq, a predicted model, not a curated record
CCGGAUUGAAAUGGAAUUGAUUGCAAGUGGCGGAACUGCGUAGUGAGUGUUGUUGGUGCCUGGCCCAACAUUUUGAACCGGCAAUGAAAUAGGGCUCCACUAGAAAAUACCACAUUGGCGCGAAAACUACAGAGUUCCCGCCAUUUAUAGCAUCCAAAUCAUUCCCUCUCACUGAGUGCGAGAUUUAGAGAGAAAAAGAGCUUCACUGAGGUCGAGAUCCAUAGCGAGAGAUGGAGGAGGAACAACCAAUGGUCGCCGGAAGACGGAGGAACAGAGGAGCCGGCGCGGCAGCGCGAGCUGACGCCCUAGAGCGUCUCAAAGCUAUCCGCCGCGGAGGCCGACGCUCCGACGGUGGCGGGUUCCAGAUCAAAAUGGAAGAUCCCAUCUACGACACCGUGGAGGAAGAUGAGUACGAUGCGCUGGUUGCGAAGCGUCGAGAAGAAGCUCGAGGGUUCAUCAUUGACGACGAUGGUCUUGGCUACGGAGACGAAGGGCAGGAAGAGGAUUGGUCUCAAACGGGUCUCCCUCCGUCAUCAGAUGAAUCCGAAGGUGAAUCAGAGAAACCCAAGAGGAAGAAGGCGGAGAAGAAGGACCCGCCACCCAAAAAGCCCUCUGCUUUAUCGGCUGCCGCGGCUUUAAUGGGUAAGCAACGACUCUCUAGUAUGUUCACUUCUUCAGUUUUCAAGAAGAAGAUGGACGAUAAGACAAAGAAUUUGUCAUCUGAUAGCAUUGUUGAUGAUGUAAUUGCGGAAUUCGCACCCGAUGAGGCUGACCGAGAGAGGCGACGGAGGGUACAGCCAUCUUCUUUGUCGGGUUCCAAGAUUUUUGCGCCAAUUGAUAUGGUUACUUCCGUCAAGAUUGAGAAGCCACCUGUUGAUUGUGUUAGUUUGAUGGCUAGGCCUGAAAUCACCUGUGUUACUACGAAUAGUGAUUAUGUGUUCGAUAAUGUGCAAAAAUAUGAUAUAAUUGAGGAAAGGGAUUCGUCCAAGGAAUUUGAAAAUGGGAAAGAUUUGAACAUUGAAAUGUGUAGGGAGACUCAGAAACCAGAGACAAAAUUGCACGAGUCCUCAACAAAAGGAAGUGCCGUUGAGGAGAGUAUGCCUAAUGGCAUUGAAGUGAAGUCAGAGAAGAAGGAAGAGGUAUAUACUCUAAAUGCAAAAAUCAAGGAGGAAAAGGACCCUAAGUUGAGUGCGACUUUUGGGUGGCAGGCAGUGAGGAAUGCAGGAAAUGGGUCUAUCUCUUGCAAUGGAGUAGAAACAAACCCUAGUUUUAGCUGCGAAGAAAAACUGGAUUUCGAGUUGGAUUCUGACGGCUCACUGCCUUUUUACAUACUUGAUGCUUAUGAGGAGAACAAUGGUGCUAAUAUGGGCAAUCUCUAUCUCUUUGGCAAGGUCAAAGUAGGAAGUACAUAUCACAGCUGCUGUGUGGUCGUAAAAAACACGCAGAGAUGUGUCUAUGCAAUCCCAAAAUGUUCUUUGUUUCAGAAUGACAUGAUUAUGAAGCUUGAGAAAGAUGCUGAAAAGUCUAGAAUUUCUCCUACAGCUUUCCGUACAAAGCUCCAGGAGAUGGCAUCGGGAUUAAAGACUGAAAUAGCAAAGCAGUUGUUGGAUCGUAAUGUUUCAAGUUUUAGCAUGGCACCUGUUAAGAGGAAUUAUGCAUUUGAGCGAUCAGACAUAGCUGUUGGGGAGAGUUACAACCUCAAGAUCAAUUAUCCAUUUAAGGACCCACCACUUCCCUCAGAUCUCAAGGGAGAAACUUUCUCUGCUUUACUUGGCACUCAUUGCAGUGCAUUGGAGCUUUUUCUUGUUAAGAGGAAGAUAAAGGGACCUUCCUGGUUAUCAGUUUCAAAAUUCUCUGGCUGUCCAGCUCCUCAGCGUGUAAGCUGGUGCAAAUUUGAGGUUAUUGUCAAUAGUCCAAAGGACAUACAAAUUUCUACUUCCUCAAAGAAUACAGCAGAGAUUCCUCCGGUGGUUGUUACCGCAAUAAAUCUGAAAACUAUCAUCAAUGAAAAACAAAAUGUCAAUGAAAUUGUUUCCACAUCUGUCAUCUGCUGUCACAAGGCCAAGAUUGACACGCCCACAUUAGCCUCAGAAUGGACAAGGCCUGGUAAUCUUAGCCAUUUUACUGUCGUGCGUAAGCUUGAGGGGGGCAUAUUUCCGAUGGGAUUUACUAAAGAGGCCACAGAUAGAAAUUCCAAGGCUGGAUCAAAUGUCAUCAGUUAUGAAAGCAGUGAAAGAGCUCUAUUGAACCGUCUGAUGAUUGAAUUACAUAAAUUGGAUAGUGAUGUUCUUGUUGGACACAAUAUUUCUGGGUUUGAUCUGGAUGUUCUUCUUCACAGAGCUCAGGCCUGCCGAGUGCCUAGUAGCAUGUGGUCCAAAAUAGGCCGUCUCAAGCGUUCUGUGAUGCCUAAGCUUUCUAGAGGAAGCACCAUUUUUGGGUCCGGGCCGAGUCCAGGGAUUAUGUCUUGCAUUGCAGGCCGCCUAUUAUGUGAUACAUUUUUGUGUUCACGUGAUCUACUAAAAGAGGUCAGUUAUUCUUUGACACAGCUUGCAAAGACUCAGCUGAAUAAAGACCGGAAGGAGAUCGCUCCACAUGAUAUUCCCUUGAUGUUUAAAACUUCCGAAUCCCUUAUGGAACUUAUUGAAUUUGGCGAGACAGAUGCAUGGUUAUCAAUUGAACUCAUGUUUCAUUUAAGUGUUCUUCCCCUCACGCGACAGCUAACUAAUAUCAGUGGUAACCUUUGGGGAAAAACACUCCAGGGUGCCAGGGCACAGAGAGUAGAAUAUCUUUUGUUGCAUGCUUUCCAUGCAAAGAAAUAUAUCGUCCCAGACAAGUUUUCUUCUCAUCCAAAGGAAUUAAAAGUGACAAAACGUAAACUGAAUGGUGCUGAGGACAAAGAAAUGGAUGAUUUGGAUGUUGAUAAUGCAAAUUUUGAAAAUGAAUCACCACAAAAUGAUAAUAGGAAAGCUAAAAAGGGGCCUGCCUAUUUAGGUGGAUUGGUUUUGGAGCCAAAAAGAGGUCUAUAUGACAAGUAUAUAUUACUUUUGGACUUUAAUAGUCUCUAUCCUUCAAUCAUUCAGGAAUACAAUAUAUGCUUUACAACUGUUGAAAGAUCUUUGGAUGGAUCAUUUCCUCAUCUACCAUCUUCUAAAAAGACUGGAGUUUUACCAGAGUUACUGAAAAAUUUGGUUGAAAGAAGGAGAAUGGUAAAGUCUUGGCUAAAGACUGCAUCUGGUCUCAAGGUUCAGCAGCUAGAUAUACAGCAGCAAGCACUUAAGCUCACUGCAAACAGUAUGUAUGGAUGCCUGGGGUUUUCCAAUUCCAGAUUCUAUGCAAAGCCACUUGCAGAGCUUAUAACAUUACAGGGAAGGGAGAUCCUUCAAAGUACUGUUGACCUUGUUCAGAAUCAUCUAAACUUAGAGGUGAUCUAUGGUGAUACAGAUUCAAUUAUGAUUUAUAGUGGACUUGAUGAUAUUCCAAAAGCCAAAGCAAUUGCAGGGAAGGUCAUCCAAGAGGUAAACAAAAAGUACAGAUGUCUAGAAAUUGAUCUUGAUGGCUUGUACAAGAGAAUGCUACUUCUCAAGAAAAAGAAGUAUGCAGCUGUCAAAGUGCAAUUUAAGGAUGGGACACCAUAUGAGAUUAUUGAACGGAAAGGUCUUGACAUGGUUCGUCGUGACUGGAGCUUGCUAUCUAAGGAAUUGGGAGAUUUCUGUCUGAGUCAAAUAUUGUCCGGAGGAUCUUGUGAGGAUGUUGUUGAAUCAAUACACAACUCUCUAAUGAAGGUACAGGAGGAAAUGAGGAACGGACAAGUAGCACUAGAGAAAUAUAUCAUUACAAAGUCAUUAACUAAACCUCCAGAAGCCUAUCCAGAUUCCAAAAGUCAACCUCAUGUUGAAGUAGCACUUAGAUUGAAGAAAAGUGGAUACUCUACUGGUUGCUCUGCUGGUGAUACAGUUCCUUACAUAAUCUGCUGUGAGCAGGGGACUAGUUCAGGUACUUCAACAGGGAUUGCUCAGCGGGCUAGACAUCCUGAUGAAUUGAAAGGAGACAAUGGAAAAUGGAUGAUUGACAUAGACUAUUACCUGUCCCAGCAGAUUCAUCCUGUGGUAUCACGUCUGUGUGCGUCAAUUCAAGGUACAAGCCCAGCACGUUUAGCUGAUUGUUUAGGGCUUGAUUCGUCCAAGUUCCAAAGUAAAUCAAGUGAAGCUGUCAACGGUGAUCCUUCCAGCUCACUCUUGGGUGCAGCAGAUGAUGAGGAGAGAUACCGGGGUUGCGAGCCUUUGACCUUAUCAUGUCCAAGCUGCUCUGGUUCUUUUGACUGCCCGACUCUGUUUAGUUCUAUAUGUUCAUUCAUCAGUGAAAAGCCAACAGAUUCACAACCAGGGGAAUCUACUAGCAAUUUCUGGCGCAAAUUGCGUUGCCCUAAAUGUCCAGAAGAAGGUGAUGAGGGUAGAAUGUCUCCUGCAUUGAUAGCCAAUCAGGUCAAAAGGCAAGUUGAAGGGUUCAUGUCAAUGUAUUAUAAGGGCUUAAUGACGUGUGAUGAUGAAACUUGCAAGUAUAUUACACGUAGCCUGAACUUGCGAGUAGUUGGUGAUUCAGAAAGAGGAACAGUAUGUCCAAAUUAUCCUCGCUGUAAUGGGCACCUUGUGAGAAAGUACACGGAAGCAGAUCUGUACAAGCAACUUACAUAUUUUUGCCAUGUCUUGGAUACCGUACGCUGCAUUGACAAGGUAGAGGGUAGCAUCAGAAUACCCGUUGAGAAAGAACUGGCAAGAAUCCGGCCACUGGUGGAUUUGGCAGCGUCAACAGCACAGAAUAUCCGGGAUCGGUGUGCCUAUGGCUGGGUGCAGCUGAAGGACCUUAUUGUCACAAUUUGAUUGCUAAAAUGGCACACAUCACUAUGUUAGAAGUGAGGUGAUUCUUAUACAUAGGCUCUGUGAAAAUUGGAUGUCAACGCUAGUCGAUGCCUGAAAUGCUUCAUGUAUUACUAAUAAAUAAAUCCUUGGCCUACCUAUUGAGGGCUACCCAUGUAAAUAUUUGUUUCACUAAUAUUUCAUGUGGCUGGCUGUAUUAGCAAUAUUUUCAUCCUUGGUCGAUCAUCUUAUACAUCAUUCUGGUUAUAACCAAGUCCAGUUCUGCUUAAA